CACCCUCGCGCAUGCGCAGUAGCGAUUCGCGGCGUGGAGAGAGAAGGCAGCGGUAGGGGCAGCGGCGACAGGCGAGGACAGGCGAGGGUCCCCUAGGGUCGGGGGUACCGGGCGAGGGUCCCCUAGGGUCGGGGGUACCGGGUCGGGGGUCCCAGGGCGCUGGGAGAGGUCCGAGAGAGGUCGAGCAGGAGCCGGGCCCCGCCAUGGAUGACGACGAGGAGACGUACCGCCUGUGGAAGAUCCGCAAGACCAUCAUGCAGCUGUGCCACGACCGCGGGUACCUCGUGACCCAGGAUGAGCUGGACCAGUCCCUGGAGGAGUUCCGCUCUCAGUUCGGGGACAAGCCCAGCGAGGGUCGACCCCGGCGCUCCGACCUCACCGUGCUGGUGGCCCACAACGACGACCCCACCGACCAGAUGUUCGUCUUCUUCCCCGAGGAGCCCAAGGUGGGGAUCAAGACCAUCAAGCUCUACUGCCAGCGCAUGCAGGAGGAGAACAUCACCCGGGCCAUCAUCGUGGUGCAGCAGGGCAUGACGCCGUCCGCCAAGCAGUCUCUGGUUGACAUGGCCCCGAAAUACAUCCUGGAGCAGUUUCUGCAGCAGGAGCUUCUCAUCAACAUUACAGAGCACGAGUUGGUCCCAGAGCACAACGUGAUGACCAAGGAUGAGGUGACGGAACUCCUGGCAAGAUACAAGCUGAAGGAGUCUCAGCUGCCUCGCAUCCAGCAGGGCGACCCCGUCGCCAGGUACUUUGGGCUCAAGCGCGGCCAGGUGGUGAAAAUCAUCCGGCCUAGUGAGACGGCCGGACGCUACAUCACCUACCGCCUGGUGCAGUGAGGACAAGCCCUGCUCGCUGGCACAGGCUGCCACAGGCUGCCACAAGCUGCCACAGGCUGCCACAGGCUGCCACAGGCUGCCACAGGCUGCCACAGGCUGCCACAGGCUGCCAAACGCCCACACCGCCAGAUGUGGGCAUUACAAAAGUCUCCCACAUGGAUAUUUUGGGUUUUAAAUUUUAAAUCAUACAUUUCACAAAUGUCCAAAUUCAGAAAGUAUCUUCGUGAUUGCGCGUAAUAAUUUUUUUGGUUUAACUUUACAGUGCAAAAGUGUCGCUGUAUGACAUGCAUUGCCAGUUUCUUUCAUCAAUACUUUCUAAGUUCUUGCCGAUCUUCUUUGAGCAGAUUAGGUUUUUUUUGUGUUUGGAAAUUCUAGUGCUACUUUUUUCAUGAUGCCAUUAUAUUUGUAACCAAAUGUCAUUUGUUUUAAGGUUUCCUUUCAACACAGGUUAUCAAAAUCUACAAAACAAAGUUAUUUCAGCAUCAGUUAGAGGGGGAGGGUAAGUGAGCCGGUAAGAUAAGAUGUAUGCAUGUUCAACUUAAUUCGUACCAUGUGUAGCCAUCCGUGCUAAUCGGAGUGUGCGUGAGGACAACAAACGAAACACAAAAAGUUCUAAAGAAAUUAGUUUUCAAUCGAGAUGCCGAUUUAAAAGCGAAUAGCUCCCGGUGUGGCUUCCUAAUAUCGGAAGGAAGAGCGUUCCAGUCGGCCACAGAAGCGCAUCUGAAAGCGUGCAAGGCGGUGAGCGUCUUUGUCCAGUGGCUAGCCAAAGUGGCGCACCGCUGCUGCGAGGAUGACCGGAUAUUGUGACGGUUGGAGAUGGAACCACACUGGGGAGGAGAAUGAGACCUGACCUUGUAACUGGCGGCGUUUGCUUUUGGCGUGACUUUUAUUUUCAGAACAUUUUUCCCAGUUGUGUAAGUUAUUUUUUUUGUCUCAACAUUUUUUAAUAAACUUAACAGUUUAUUUCUCAGUGGAAAAAUAAAAGACUCUGUGACUGUCAAGUA
Messenger RNA from Petromyzon marinus (sea lamprey), 1840 nucleotides. RefSeq names its product RNA polymerase II, I and III subunit E (gene POLR2E). Gene Ontology annotation, biological process: transcription by RNA polymerase II; tRNA transcription by RNA polymerase III; transcription elongation by RNA polymerase I. Gene Ontology annotation, cellular component: RNA polymerase I complex; RNA polymerase II, core complex; RNA polymerase III complex. Lineage: Eukaryota; Metazoa; Chordata; Hyperoartia; Petromyzontiformes; Petromyzontidae. Gene Ontology annotation, molecular function: DNA binding. The record is from RefSeq and is a predicted model, not a curated record.